AUGAACGGAAUUCAGGUCGAUAUAAAUGGAUUGAAAAGGGGGGAAGUCAAUUUGGGAACUUCUAUUAUGGCUGUUACCUUCAAAGAUGGCGUCAUAUUAGGCGCAGACUCGCGUACGACUACGGGUGCGUACAUUGCAAAUCGUGUAACUGAUAAACUGACUAGAGUACAUGAAAAGAUUUGGUGCUGCAGGUCGGGAUCCGCCGCUGAUACACAAGCGGUAGCUGAUAUUGUUCAAUAUUAUUUGGAUCUUUAUACGACUCAAUUCGGUGAACCUUCAACAAAGGCAGCUGCCUCCAUUUUUAAGUCUCUGUGUUACGAGAACAAAGACAAUCUCACGGCAGGUAUCAUUGUAGCAGGGUAUGAUGACAAAAAUAAGGGUGAGGUGUACAGUAUACCACUUGGUGGAUCAAUUCACAAACAACCAUACGCAAUUGCGGGCUCUGGGUCGACCUUCAUCUAUGGCUAUUGUGACAAAAAUUUCAAGGAUAAUAUGGCCAAAGACGAAGCCAUUGAUUUCAUCAAACACUCCCUAUCCCAGGCUAUAAAAUGGGAUGGCUCGUCAGGUGGAGUUAUAAGGAUGGUAGUGCUAACCGCUGAGGGAGCCGAACGCUUAAUUUUCUACCCAGAUGAUUACGAGCAGUUAUGA
Messenger RNA from Lachancea mirantina, 648 nucleotides. Lineage: Eukaryota; Fungi; Ascomycota; Saccharomycetes; Saccharomycetales; Saccharomycetaceae. The record is from the annotation of a GenBank genome assembly.